Molecule: messenger RNA, 2217 nt
Organism: Necator americanus (New World hookworm)
Lineage: Eukaryota; Metazoa; Nematoda; Chromadorea; Rhabditida; Ancylostomatidae
Exons: 19
Coding region: 1-2217 (738 amino acids)
Biological process (GO): intracellular signal transduction; protein phosphorylation
Cellular component (GO): cytoplasm
Molecular function (GO): protein serine/threonine kinase activity; ATP binding
Source: RefSeq, a predicted model, not a curated record
AUGGUGAACGACCCGACCUCCGAGCUGGACAGGAGGAAACGAGCGGCUUGGGGAGCAUUCAGGAGCAUUGAGGAUGUAGUGAAGAGGACCAAGAACAUUCGGCUCUGUGCUCACCUAAUCAACGCCACCGUUCUUCCUGCGUUGAUCUACGCUUUAGAAACACGGGUGUUUCGCAAGCAGGGGAAAAAUGCGAUCAGCGUCAUAGAACGUAGAAUUGAAAGAGAGGAGGCUUUACGAUCAACUAUGGAAGGGCAAGAAAGGGAUCAUAACACAUUGACUGAAGAACCAAGGAGAAGUCAACGUCAAGAGAGUCGAAGUCAACCAAGUGGUCUAGAUCGAGUAAAAAGUUUUACAAGAAAACUAUCUGCAAAGUCCAGGAAAGAGAAGAAAGACCGAGGAGAAAUCCAAGUCAACAACAUGUCCACUCCAACUUCUGACAUGAAAUCACCCGAGGUGAAACCACAAAUAAAAAUUGGGCACUAUAUUCUUAAAGACACACUUGGAGUGGGCACUUUCGGCAAGGUGAAAGUUGGAAUUCACGAAGCCACUGGAUACAAAGUGGCAGUAAAGAUUCUCAAUCGUCAAAAAAUAAAGUCGUUGGAUGUGGUUGGUAAGAUCAGACGGGAAAUCCAGAACCUUUCCUUGUUCCGUCAUCCGCACAUAAUACGGCUUUACCAAGUCAUUAGCACCCCAACUGACAUUUUCAUGAUAAUGGAAUAUGUAUCUGGUGGUGAACUUUUUGACUACAUAGUUAAACAUGGACGCCUCAAAACGCCCGAGGCUCGCCGAUUUUUCCAACAAAUUAUUUCUGGAGUGGAUUAUUGUCAUAGACAUAUGGUUGUACAUAGGGAUCUGAAGCCCGAGAACCUUUUACUGGAUGAGCAUAACAAUGUGAAAAUAGCAGACUUCGGUCUAUCCAAUAUCAUGACGGAUGGCGAUUUUCUUCGUACUAGUUGCGGAUCCCCGAACUAUGCUGCACCAGAAGUGAUUAGCGGGAAGCUUUACGCUGGUCCUGAAGUCGAUGUUUGGUCGUGCGGAGUUAUUCUGUAUGCUUUAUUGUGCGGUACAUUGCCGUUCGACGAUGAGCACGUUCCAACACUGUUCAGAAAAAUUAAGUCUGGAGUUUUUCCUAUACCGGAUUACUUGGACAAACCCCUCGUAAACUUACUUUUACACAUGUUAAUGGUGGAUCCUAUGAAGAGAGCCACAAUCAAAGAAGUCAUUGCUCAUGAGUGGUUCCAAAAGGAUCUGCCCGCUUACCUCUUUCCGCCAGUGAAUGAAUCUGAAGCAUCUAUUGUCGAUAUUGAAGCUGUUCGCGAAGUCACGGAGCGGUACAACGUCCCUGAAGAAGAGGUUACGGCUGCACUUCUUGGAGAUGAUCCGCAUCAUCAUCUCUCAAUAGCUUACAAUCUAAUCGUCGACAACAAACGAAUAGCUGACGAAACCGCGAAAUUGACAAUCGAGGAAUUUUAUCAAGUUGCCCCGAACAAAUUGCACUAUUGCGAUCAACACCGUCAUCCUGAAAGAAUAGCGGCUGUUGUGAGUAAUAAAAUUACUCCUACCUUGGAAAAUGCUGCUAGUGGUGACGCAUCGUGCAAUAAUGUCCCAGUGCAGUCAAUUGGAUAUAAGUCCGGAGUGAAACGUGCAAAAUGGCAUCUAGGUAUUAGAUCGCAGAGUCGCCCAGAAGAUAUCAUGUAUGAAGUCUUUCGAGCAAUGAAAAGUUUGGAUAUGGAAUGGAAAGUGCUCAAUCCAUAUCACGUGAUAGCUCGAAAGAAGCCUGAGAAUUCUGUUGUUGAUCCUCCGAAAAUGUCUCUGCAACUGUACCAGGUGGAUCAGCGAAGCUACUUGUUGGAUUUCAAAAGUCUUGUCGACGAUGAGAGCUCUCGUCAAACAUACAUAGCAGUCGCCACACUCUUCUUGGUCACAUGCUCUCAUGUGAGUGCUGUCAAUGCCGUCAAAACCUGCGGGAAUGCGCAAUUCACGUCAAACUAUAUCAAUGGAUGUGGAUUGUUCACCGCCUCCGUCACCUCCGGGAGCAAAACUCUCACAAACCAUGCAGUUUUUCGAGAUGUGUGCUUCCCUCAUUGGGACCUUAGCACGAUGAAGUUCGGUGCUUUCCGUUUCUACCUGGUGUAUAGAGAUACAAGCAUGAUGCUUGCUUCUUUGUUGGAUGAAUUAUCGGGAACGAUCGCUGUAAUUUUGUGUUGGUUUUACUGA